AGGAACCUUUAAACAAAACCUCUUUCUGUUUCAAUAUUAUAGACAGACACUGAGACUGUACCAUGGACACCUCCACCAGUGUUACCAACAGUUCCAAACUCCAGAUUUCCCAGUUCAUCUUGAUGGGGCUCCCAGGCAUUCAUGAGUGGCAGCACUGGCUCUCUCUGCCCCUGGCUCUACUCUACCUCUUAGCUCUCAAUGCCAACAUCCUCAUCAUGAUCACCAUUCAACAUGAGCCCAGGUUACACAAGCCCAUGUACCAGUUUCUGGGAGUAUUGGCAGUGGUGGACGUUGGCCUGGCUACAACCAUCAUGCCCAAGAUCCUGGCCAUCCUCUGGUUUGAUGCCAAGGCCAUCAGCCUCCCUGAGUGUUUUGCUCAGCUCUAUGCCAUCCACUGUUUCUUCUUCAUGGAGUCUGGUGUCUUCCUCUGCAUGGCGGUGGACAGAUACAUAGCCAUCUGUCAUCCCCUUCAAUACACCUCAACAGUCACUAAAGCUUUUGUGUUCAAAGCCACAGGAUUCAUGAUGCUAAGGAAUGGCCUCUUAACCAUCCCAGUUCCUAUAUUAGCUGCCCAGAGAAACUACUGCUCCAGGAAUAAAAUUGAUCACUGCCUCUGCUCUAAUUUGGCGGUUAUCAGUUUAGCUUGUGAUGACAUCACUGUGAACAAAUUUUACCAACUGAUGCUAGCAUGGAUCCUGGUUGGGAGUGAUAUGGUUCUGGUAUUUUCUUCCUAUGCUCUAAUCCUUCACUCCGUGCUGAAGCUCAACUCAACAGAAGCAAUGUCCAAGGCUCUGAGCACCUGUAGUUCCCACCUCAUCCUCAUCCUCUUCUUCUACACAGGUAUCAUUGUGCUGUCUGUCACACACCUUGCAGAGAAGAAGAUUCCCCUUGUCCCUGUACUCCUUAAUGUGCUACACAAUGUCAUUCCCCCUGCACUCAACCCCAUGGUCUAUGCACUCAGGAUUCAUGAGCUCAGACUCAGCUUUCAGAGACUGCUUGGGCUGGAUGAAAAGGUGUCCACGUAACUCCAUAUUUAGGAAACCAUUACGGAGUUAGAAAAUGACAGAGGUUUUAGA
This is a messenger RNA of Nycticebus coucang (slow loris), 1076 nucleotides long. RefSeq names its product olfactory receptor 56B4. The transcript has a single exon. Lineage: Eukaryota; Metazoa; Chordata; Mammalia; Primates; Lorisidae. Gene Ontology annotation, molecular function: olfactory receptor activity; G protein-coupled receptor activity. The record is from RefSeq and is a predicted model, not a curated record. Gene Ontology annotation, cellular component: membrane. Gene Ontology annotation, biological process: G protein-coupled receptor signaling pathway. Bases 63 to 1025 code for a protein of 320 amino acids.